Molecule: messenger RNA, 1857 nt
Organism: Penicillium oxalicum
Lineage: Eukaryota; Fungi; Ascomycota; Eurotiomycetes; Eurotiales; Aspergillaceae
Product: fungal specific transcription factor domain-containing protein
Exons: 5
Coding region: 1-1857 (618 amino acids)
Biological process (GO): DNA-templated transcription
Cellular component (GO): nucleus
Molecular function (GO): DNA binding; zinc ion binding
Source: RefSeq, a predicted model, not a curated record
AUGCGAUACGCAGACUCGACGCAUUGGCAGUCCAUACUGAACGAGAUCGCUGAAGUCAAGGAAUUUCUGCAAGCAACAGAGGAUUUUGAUUUUGAUGCGCCAAGUGAUGAUUCUUUCAUGUCUUCCAUUUCUGGCCCGCAGCUUCUUCUUGGCCAUGUGUUCAGUGGCCCAACAUCCGAUUUGAUUGCUGCUCUACCUCCUCGGCCAGUCGCCGAUCGAUUGGUUUCUCUGUAUUUGAACUCAAAGGAGUCAACACUCAUACUCAUGCACAUCCCGACUUUCACACGAGAGUAUGCUCAGUUCUGGAAUCGCCCAGGCGCAAUGUCGAUCAGCUGGCUGGCAUAUCUUUUUGGUAUUCUUUCCGCGGGUGCAGGGCUACAGCUGUUCUCUACCGCUGGUCGGACCGACGGUGAGCUGGCGGAGACCUUUGCAGAGUACCACAGAAUCUCGUCACAAUGUCUGACCAUGUCUGGCUACACCUCACCGAGUCGAUAUACGAUCGAAACUCUCACUCUCAAUGUAGCGAUGGAGAUUUUGAGAAGUCCAGAUAACCAUCGCAGCCCAUCUGUUUUAAUUAGUCUUGCCACUCGACUGGCCGUUCACGCGGGCUAUCACAGAGAUCCAAAGUACUAUCCAAAGAUCUCAGUCUUUGAUGGAGAGAUGCGGCGGCGAGUCUGGACCUAUCUAUCCUUACUGGACCACUAUAUUUCAUUGCAAGCUGGUCUACCUCCAACUACGGUUCAAAAUCAGUCUGAUAUCGAGGAGCCUCGAAACUUGACCGACGAGGAUCUGUGCCCGACUGCUACUACGCUGCCUCCAGCCAGGCCUUUAACUGAGAGGACUUCGAUCUUGUUUCCAGUCACACUCAGAAGAAUCAUGGUUGCCGAUGCUGAGAUUGUCAACAGAAUAUGCUCUGCUAAAAGUUUACCUUAUGGGGACGUCCUUCGCAUGGACAGUCAUCUCAGAGCGCUUUAUUCAUCGGUUCCUCCGAGCUUGAAGUUCCGGCCUCUGUGUGAAGCCAUUGCAGACUCUCCAAGUACAAUCACAGAUCGCUACAACAUUGAUCUCAUGUAUCAAAGGUCAAUGUGUGAUCUGCACCGUCGGUACCUUGUCCAGCACCGUCUCGAUCCCGCUUACGAGUAUUCUCGAAAAGCGUGCCUCGACGCCGCGAAAACAGUCCUUCAUCAUCAAUCAGAGGUUUUUAAUGCAAGUAGCGCAGGUGGGCAAUUGAGCUUUGCGUCUUUCUUUUUUUCCCCUAUAGUUGCAGUUCAUUUCCGCUCUGCCGCUAUGCUCCUUUGCCUGGAAAUUUCCUGUCAGUCGCGAUUUGAUCUGAAGCAACAAUUAUCUCCUGGGCAACGACAAGCAAUAUUGGAAAGAAGAAAAGACCUGUCCGAUGAGAUCGACAGAGCCCACAGUAUUUGGGAUCGGCUACGACACCAGUCCAGAGAAGCGGCCAAGACAGCGGACGCUCUUCAAAUCAUGCUCAGGGUGACAAACCAUCACCUACAGCAUGGUGCGACUCCUGAGCAGACGCAGCAGCCCUGGACACAAUUGAGCAUCAUGAACGCAGACACAGACACUGCACACUUUGAUUCCAAUAUAGCACUGUCGAUGCCCAUCUCGGCUAAUUACCAGCUUCCUUUGACGGAGCCGAAUCCUGGACACAGCCCAUUAGACGUUGACCUGAUGGAUGCUACAUUUUAUCUUGGACAAGACAUUGGUCCCAAUACUGUUGAGACACCAUUGGUGGGAUCGCAUGGCCUGGUUGAUUUCUACGAGAACUAUUGGGACAAUUUGAUGCUUCUUGGCGGAUUUCAAACAACCACCGGCGUGGCAGUCAGCCAAGACAAGACCUAA